GUCAUUGCCGAAUCCUCAGCAGAUUCAGCCUGAUUGAUCAUAAUGAGUUUGGGGAGCUCAAACAUGGCUGGAACUGCACUGGGAACGGCCUUCUCCCUCCUCCUCUGUACCUCUAUUAUACAAGGGCUCCAGGAUGUUGAGAUAGCCCAUGAUGAAACGACAGAAGCAGUGGUGGGCCAGAACGUUACCUUAUCCUGUAUUGUGAAAAGCCCUUCUGAGCUCAAGAUUGUCAACAUUGAAUGGAGUAAGCAAAAGAAUGAAAACAGAGAAAAUACAAAGCUGGUUCUGUAUAGCCAUCGUUUUGGAUUCCAUCCAUUUUGGCCUAAUGUCACUAUACAGAUUGAGAACGAUGAUUCAAACAUGUUGAAGGGCUCCUAUCUACACCUUCCUACGGUGGAGAAAUGGGACAGUGGCAUCUAUGUUUGUGAUAUUGCAACUUUUCCUUUUGGCUCCAUGAUGGCAAAGACGGAGCUAAAGAUCAAAGAUCGUGUUAAAAUAAUGUGCGAUGUGGAUAGCACUGUUGAUGUCCAUAGUGGAGAAAAUGUGACCAUUCACUGCGGAGUCUGCCCUAAUGCUCAGUACAGGUGGACCAAGAACAAGAAGCUGGUGUCAGAGAAUGAAUCUCUGGAGCUCUGGUGGGUGACCACUGCUCACGCAGGGGUUUACACGCUGACUGUCAACACAGGAAAUGAAAGUCUGCAUAAAGAGUUUACCAUCACAGUGCUAUCAGCAACCACAAGCUUGAUGAGAGAUCACGCAACAGUGUCACCACGGUUUCAUGUAACCGAAGAGGGUUUGCCGGAACCUGCAGACAGUGGGCGCACCACAUCACCGACUACUGGGCUUUCAACCACCGACACCGAUGUAACCUGGACCAUGAGUCCGGGUACCGAUGUGACAGAUGAUAAUCCAACCCCCAGCAAUGUUACAAUCACAGCUGGAGAGCAUAUAAACUCUUCUACAAAUUAUACACAUGUCAAUGUCACACCAUCCCCUGCCAUGCACACUGACCCCUAUCACUUAGGGGUCUCUUCUACAAGUAUAAGUUACGGUAGUACAGGGUUCAGAUCAACACAGGAAAUAACCAGUGGUGAAACGAGGAACAGGUCCGUGCCACAUACAGUGCCCCCAGAGGGCAUGUCCUCGAUCAGGCCAGAGGAGUCCAGCACCAUGGGAAACAAUACAGAAAAGGAUGAAAGUCCUGGUGCAACCCUAAGGCUGAACACUGGACGUGGAACAGUGGCUGGAGAUGCCGUACGGAGUCAUCUGGAGGUGUUAACCGUCGUUCCAAUACUGGCAAUACUGGCAUUGAUCGCUGUGGCUGGCUUUCUCUACAGGAGACGCAUUACAAAACAGAGGAUGGCUCUACCACCGCCGUUCAAACCCCCUCCUCCUCCAGUCAAGUAUACGGCUGCAAGACACCAUGAGGUUUCAGCACCGCCUUUCCUCACUUCAAGGUGUAACUCGGAAACAGAAUUCAUGGUUAAUAUGAUAUGAUAUGAAACAAAUUAUUUCUAAUGCCUAAUGACGGUUGAUAAAUCACAUACAUUUAUUGUUUGGAUAUAGUGUUAGCAAUAUCCUGUCUUGGUGACAUGCAGAGUUACGAGCUGUUUUACUUUACUUUUAACUUUACUUUACUUAAUUUACUUUCUUUUAUUCUUCAAGAAAGUAAAUA
This is a messenger RNA of Xiphias gladius (swordfish), 1675 nucleotides long. Its product is annotated as T-cell surface protein tactile. Bases 43 to 1497 code for a protein of 484 amino acids. The record is from RefSeq and is a predicted model, not a curated record. Lineage: Eukaryota; Metazoa; Chordata; Actinopteri; Istiophoriformes; Xiphiidae. Gene Ontology annotation, biological process: inflammatory response; cell-matrix adhesion. The transcript is spliced from 7 exons.